Cloeon dipterum is the source of this 2948-nucleotide messenger RNA. RefSeq lists its product as uncharacterized. NCBI's taxonomy places the organism in Eukaryota, Metazoa, Arthropoda, Insecta, Ephemeroptera, Baetidae. The transcript has 10 exons. The coding region runs from base 387 to 2564 and encodes 725 amino acids. Gene Ontology annotation, molecular function: DNA binding. The record is from RefSeq and is a predicted model, not a curated record.
UGAUGUGAUGAGAUGCUCUUUCUCACACAUGGUUUCACUGACAACUACAUAACUGUCUGACAGUCAUUGGCGAUAGUAUAAGCGUUAGCGGAACGGUAGCACAUGAUUAGAUUUUAGUCUUCCGUGCGUACUGCGACCUGCGACUGCUACGUACUCGCAUAGGUUUUUAUGUAGAUACAUGAGAUGUUGCAGCAUAAUUGUUUCUGUCGAGAACGAGUACGAGCCAUUGCGAAGUGAAGAAGCAACAUUAUCUGGUCUGCUGGAGUCUUGUUACAUACGUCGCUAAAUUGACUAACUGCAUAAAAUUAGGAGACGGCCGAGGUUGACGCAGCAUUUGAUUCAUUUUAUUGCUGCUGGUUUUUAAGGUCGCUGCACAUAACUAAAAAAUGGCGGAAGUGAAAAGAGAAGUUCUUGAAGAGGGCUUGCAGCAUGGCUUUUGGCGUAGAUUGGUAACAAGAAACAGGGGGAUUACUAAAGGAGGAGUUGACGUGUAUGUCUUUUCACCAGAUGGCACAAGAUUCAGGUCAAAGGUUGAACUUAGAGACUAUUUGAGAGAUUACAAAGGAGAGAUGCCAGAUGUAGAUGAAGCAUUCAAAAAACCUGCGCAUGCACGAAGACCAAAGUUAAUCAAGAGUGGAACUCUAAGGAAAAAAUUGAAGCAAAUGCAGCUCGUCUUCAAGGGAGAAGACACAUACCAACUGGCGAACCACAAAGGCAAAAAACUGUCCACGAAGCAGGUGGACAAACUUGCUGGAGAGGUUGGAUGGGGGAUUGCCAAGGUGAAGCUCAAACUGAUGGAUCCUUCUAAUCUGGCAUCUAAAGAUAACAAGACUAUCAAACAAGAAGGAACGAGUCAAGAUGGCGUCAAGAAGGAAGUUGCCAACAACUCACAUGCAGAAAUUCCCAAAGUGGGAAAUGCAGGGUUGCAGCUCAAAAGAUUGCAUGGCACUGAGGAUACCUCUGUAGGAUUUUGGAACCUAGAUCAAGUCGUCAAAAAAGAGACAAAAGAAUUCAGCUUGACAGAAACUGGAUUUAUGACCCAAGAGGAACUUGAUGCUCUUUUAGCCCAACGUAACAACUUUGAAAUGGAGCUUGUUGACAGUAACAUAUUUGCCAACCUUGAGGAUUUUAGUGGGGGUGUUGAGGUACAAACUUCUGUAGUGGUAAACGGUGAUGAACAGUUUGUGAUUGUUGAGUUGCCGAGUCUUCCUGAAGAAGGAGAGGACGUAUCUAGUGGAUCUGCUAAUGACACGAGUCAUCAGUCAGAGAUAGCAGAUGAAACAGAGAAUGAGGCUGGGCAAUUGGAAACAGAACAAUUAAAGAAGACUGAGGAAGAGGGUGAGCAGUUAUCAACCAACCAACAGACUGCCAAAAGGCCAUUCGAUGAAGGCAAGGCCAAUGCUAAGCAGUUGGUCACUAAGUCAAAAAAUGAGCCUUUAAAGAAGAUAAGACGAGCGUCUGUUGACCCUUCCAAAUGCGACUUUAAGUACAACUCGCCGCUUGAAAUCAAAGAAGUUAUUUCAGAUGAUGAGAGCAAGCAGGAUGAAGUCAAGAGGAAGAUAGAUGUCUUCAGAGUCAGAGUAACUGACGUGAAGGAGAAAUCUGCAAGUGACCUGUUAACAAGUUAUUUGAAUAAUCAGGAGUACUUACAAAUAAAGGGAAAGUCAAAAAUAACGAAUGCUGACACCAAGAAAGAAGAUAGGGACAAGAAGAAAGCAGAAUGGAAUAUGAGAGAUGAACCAACACCGAAAGAGAGGAGAAAGUUUGGCAGUCGCCUAGGGUACAGAAGCCGUCAUGGACAUUAUUCAAGCCAAGUAUAUGGGGAGGUUGCUGAUGCUGAUGACAGAAAAUCAAGGAAACUUAAACAUGGUAGCAGCCAGAAUCUGGUUUCUAAAAAGCAUGAUGACCCAAAGGUAGAUAAUGACAGGGUGGUUCAAAAUGGCAAGCUCCAUCACAGCAGCAAAUCGGACCACUCUAAACCAGCUCAAGAGGAGGGUUUGAAGAAACAAGUUGGAGUGAGUGCCGAGAAGAAGAGUGGCAGAAGUCUCUCUGAAGACCACAAGACCAAGACGAGACCAAGCACCCCAAAGCCACGUGAGAAAGUCGAAGGUGGAACAGAGCGGCACUUUCUGGACAUCCAGAUCCAGAUCCCAUUGAAAUCACCCUUCAACCUGAUCUAUGAGUCUCUAGCGACGCAGCCGUGGAAGGUCAUUGUCUCAUCGUAUCUCGUUUCAAGACUGAACGCCUCCAAGGGUUAUUGCAUAGUGCGGAAGUUCUUUGACGAAUUUUCCUCUUUAGAUGAAAUGGAAAACGUUGAAGCCCUCUUGAAUUUCUUUACCGGAAAGAAGACUAUUCCUGUUGCGGAGCGAGUCGCCCAAGAGUUGCGACUGAUAGCAGAGACCUUGAAAGACAAAUCAGUUACGUCGUUGAUGGAUGUUCCUUGUAUUGAAAAGUACACCAUUGAGGUAUUCCAAAUCUUCUGUGUUGGUGAUUGGACCAAAAUCCAGCCUGAGAGCUAUGACUUGGAAUGCUAUGUCGAGUGGAGGCGACAGCAGCAGCUGUAAUUUGCAGUUGGUGGAGCUGGUCAAGGUCAAAACUUUUUCUUCGGGUUGACUUCAAAAUAUUUUCACAGCCAAUUUUACAAACUGUUAACCUUAAAAUGUAAGACGAGCUUUGUGCCUGUUACCUUGAGCGCGCUCAUGUAUUAAAGACAAGAAUUUUAGGAAUGAAGGUCACAAAUAAUAACACUUUCGUAAUUCUGACGUUUUACAAGCUUUGCAGGUAGGUGCUGAUGAAACAAUGCCAUUUAAGAAAUAUUUUGUUAACUAUUGUAAAUCAUAAUCAGAUUUCGACAUGGUGCGCUAGAAGAAAGUCCAACGGACUGAUUGAAUUGCCAUAUAAUUAUUAUUGUUGAUGGAAAAGUUAAAUUAAAUUGAAAAUGAAAACAA